Pollicipes pollicipes is the source of this 2388-nucleotide messenger RNA. RefSeq names its product serine/threonine-protein phosphatase 4 regulatory subunit 4. Bases 13 to 2388 code for a protein of 791 amino acids. Gene Ontology annotation, cellular component: cytosol; protein serine/threonine phosphatase complex. Gene Ontology annotation, molecular function: protein phosphatase regulator activity. Lineage: Eukaryota; Metazoa; Arthropoda; Thecostraca; Pollicipedomorpha; Pollicipedidae. The transcript has 17 exons. The record is from RefSeq and is a predicted model, not a curated record.
CCGCGCUGCCAGAUGCCACUGCCGCUGCCACUGCGGGUGGGUCUGGACGGCGCGCCGUCGCGGCCGGCGGCCGAGGGCGGCGAGGCCCUCUGCGAUGUGGCCGACAGCUCGGGGGACGCCGGCCAGCGGCUGUCGGCGGUGGACGCGCUACCGCGCCUGAUGGGCGCCGACCCGGCCGGCUGCCUGGCCGAGGUGGUGCCGCGGCUGACGCUGGCGCUGCCCGCCUCGCCGCCCGACUUCCAGCGGGCGGCCGGCGCCAGCUUCCUGGCCGUGCUUCGCCGCGAGCUGCUGCCCCAGUCCACCUUCACGCAGACAUUCCUGCAGAGCAUCCUCAUCUCCGUCGACAGUAAGGACCCAGUGGUGGCUGCCGCCUGGCUAGAGACACUACUGGACGUCAUUGACCUUCUACCCAGUGACGUCAUUCAGCAGGAGAUCCUGGGCGUUGCCGUCGAGAAGAGCCAGCUGAGCCACCCGGCCUGCUCCCGCGUGGCCGGCUGCAAGCUGAUCGGUCGCAUGGCCUCCAAGUUCGACCCGUACACGAUCCAGACGGAGCUACUGGCCAGUGUCCAGUCGCUGUGUCAGGACGUGGACUGCGAUGUGCGCGCCGCCAUGUGCAGCCAGCUGGGCGCCGUGGCGCACGGCUUGGGGCCCCAGGAGACGCGCGCGGCCAUCAUUCCGGAGCUGGUGGAGCUGGCCAGUGACGAGGAGGUGACGGUGCGUCUCGCCGCGUUCCGCACCCUGGUGGACAUGCUGGACAUCUUGGACGCCGAGACGUGCACGCAGACUAUCAUCCCACUGGCGACCAAGGUGUGCGAGUCAAGCUACGAGACGCGUGACACCUCACUGCCCGUCAUCGCCCGGCUGCUCGGCAAGCUUUGCAGCGGCCUCAACGGCUACCUCAGCUCCGAGCAGAAACAGACAUUCCUGGACUUCUACAGCAACGUGGCGCGCCUGAAAAACCUGCACAAGGCAGCAGCAGCGCGCAACGAACUGAACCCGAUGCCAGACCUGGUGCCUCAGCUGGACCCGAGCGAGCGGUACAUGGAGUGCUGCGAGGCCUGCGCCUACAACUUCCCGGCCAUGCUGCUGCUGGCCGGCGGCGACCUGAGCCGCUCCAACCUGCACGCCACCUUUACCGACCUCGUGUUUGACCCGCACGGACCCGUGCGCCGCGUGGUCGCCGCCGGAUUCCACGAGGUAUGUCGUCUGCUGGGUCCCAGCGUGCACCAGGUGCACUCGGAACUGGUUCACCUGCUGAAGGACGACAGCGUGGAGGUGCUGGCGGCGCUGGUGGAGCGGCUGCCGCUCACGCUCGCCGCGUUCGUGCGUCACGGCGUGCUGGGGCCAGCCGCCAAGCCGGAGCUGGUUGCUGAGCUGACUGCGGCGCUGAUGACUUCCGAGUGCGUGAUCGCCAACACCACCCGGUGGCGCCUGCAUGCUGGCCUGCUGCAGCGGCUCAGCAGUCUGGCCGAGUGCUUCCCGGCCGACCACCUGUACCAUUGCUGGGUACCCACCAUCUUCCAGAAGCUGCACACCGUGCGGCCGAUCCCCUGCCGGCAGGCGGCAGCGCGGACGCUGCUUGUCUUCCUGCAGAACGUGCGCCAGAUCGAGCACCGUCAGGUCAUCUGCGCACGCAUCGGCGAAGAACUCGGCCAGAACGACAGCUGCCACAUGCGCAAACUGUACCUUGACAUCUGUGGCAUGGUGCUCGACAUCUUCUCCAAGAGUUUCUUCAAGCAGUACUUCUUCAUGACGACGCUGGCGCUCGUGGAUGACCCGGUGCCCAACAUCCGCCGCGGCCUGUGCCUGCUGCUGUCGCGGAUGAAGGCCACGCUGCGGUUGCCAGCCGACAAGCGGCGUCUGCAGGAGCUGGAGGCGGUGGUGCGCCAGCUGCUGGUCACCGAGCAGGACCGUGACGCCGCCGCCGCUGUCAGGCUCGCCAUCAUACAGCUCGACAAGAUCGAGGUGGCGAUGGAGACGCCGGGCCGGCCGGCGCUGCUGCUGGAGGUGGACGCUGAGGACGGCCGCCGCCAGCGGCAGGAGCAGCAGCAGCUGGCGCCGCCGGGCCGGCCGGCCGACCAGCGUCGGCUGUCGCGCGGUAGGAUCCCAGUGCGGACCAGCGCCGCCAGUCCGACCACGCCGACCGGUCGCGAUAAGUCGGGCGUCGGUGCGGCCACUGCGACGGGCCGAGCGCGGCCUGCCGGCGCCGCCGCCGCCGCCGCUGCCGCCGGCCGUCGCCACUCGCUGGUCGAGCCGUCCGAGUGUCGUAUUCCGAGCCUGGCGCGGCUGCGGAUGCGAGACACACUCUCUGAGCCCGAGCUGCCGCAGCCGCCGUCCGCCACUCGCGGCCAGAACCAGCGGCGUCGGCUGGGUCACGCUGCCAGGUAA